Botrytis cinerea B05.10 is the source of this 1340-nucleotide messenger RNA. RefSeq lists its product as hypothetical. The coding region runs from base 210 to 1154 and encodes 314 amino acids. The transcript is spliced from 3 exons. The record is from RefSeq and is a predicted model, not a curated record. Lineage: Eukaryota; Fungi; Ascomycota; Leotiomycetes; Helotiales; Sclerotiniaceae.
GAUCCUCAUACCACGGAGUUGUCGAAAUUCUGUUUCUCACUGCUGUUGAUUUCACUCACUUUCUCUAACUUCUUUCUUCAAUCUUUAUGAUCUUAUCCUCAGCAGGCCUGAUACUUUCCUGAUUUAUCUAUUCUAUUGCUAUUCUUCAUAUUGCCACCGUGCUGUGCAUAAUUAUCUAAAUUUUAUAUUUUACCAUCAGACAAAUCAAAAUGCCUUCGCUCCAACAACUCCUCCUAUUGACUUCCUCCCUCCUCGUCUCAAUCAACGCCCAAGGCGUUCUUCUUUCAGCCCAAGGCACCAAAGGCUCUCCUGCAUCUCUCCCUCUUCAAGUCGUACUCAACUCCAACGACGCCAACAUAAUCAACCCCACCGAAAUUAGCACCAACGUCGUCAAUGAAUGCGGACGUACUCUUCUUAACGGCAACAUCGAUAUUGGCGAAAACACCGAGACCCAAUUGUCCAAAAAAACCGUAACAUCAGUUACGAAAGGAAGUACGGUCAAUGUGGUGAUGCAGCAAGGAGGUACGAAUGGAGCAGGGCCGUAUACAUGUGAUAUGGAUCCAACGAGUAAUGCACAAGCCUCCGGUCAGACGAAGUUGACCGUCAAGGAGACGGAUGGAACGGACGGGAAUAUCAAAUUGGCGGUUACUAUGCCGAGUAAUAUGAGUUGUAUUGGCGCCUCAACAGGAAACAUCUGUACAAUCCGCUGUUUCAAUGCAGCAACAGCUGGUCCAUUUGGUGGUUGUUUUGCAGUAAUGCAGACAGAUGAGACAGCUAGCAAGAACACGCCCGGUACGAUUGCCACAGCGCAGACAUUAGAAGGUGUUGAAGCUCAGGUAUUACAAAACAACAAAGAUCUUCCUGCCGCUAUGAAAGCCAAUUCCGAAGCAACACUUAACGAACAGGGAUUAUUCGCCGUCGAAGCUCUUCUCAGCUCUUCUUUGACGGCAAUUGCUACGAGUACUACUGCAGCUGCAGCGGCGGCUACUAAUGCCGCGGCUGCUAAAAAGAAUGGAAAUGGAAAUGCAAAUGCAAAUGCAAAUUCAAACGGAAACGGAAACGGAAAUGGAAAUGGGAAUGGGAAUAAGAAGAAUGGAGGAGGAAAUGGGAAGAAUGCGAACAACGCGAGGAGUGAGAGGGUUUUUGUUGCAUGAUGGAUGACGAGCAAGAAAAUUCGUGGCGGUAAGGUGAAUGAGAGGGAGAGGGAGAGGGAGAGGAAGCUGUAAACUAUACCCACUUUUUAUCUGUAGUUGCUUGAACGGUAUGAUAUUUGAUAAUUACUGCGUAUCUGAACUAAAAGAGGUGUAUGAAUAUACCCGUCUGGUUUUCUUUCGAGGAUA